Molecule: messenger RNA, 1880 nt
Organism: Rhinichthys klamathensis goyatoka
Lineage: Eukaryota; Metazoa; Chordata; Actinopteri; Cypriniformes; Leuciscidae
Exons: 10
Coding region: 289-1830 (513 amino acids)
Source: RefSeq, a predicted model, not a curated record
ACAACACACACUGCAGCUACGACUUCUUCCCCUCUAACCGCAACGACAACACAACUUACUUCUACAACUGAAACAACGGUCACAACUCCUUUAACCUCUACAGUUCUAGUUAGGUUUUCCAGCAAUGAAAAUUUUGUGCCUGCACUGUCAAAUUCAUCAUCAGAAGUAUUUAAAGCCAGAGAAAGCAAAGUCAUAAAUGAGAUUAAGCCAAUCUUUGAAAAGGCAUUCGGUAGCUCCUUCGUUAAAUUGAAAGUUAUCUCGUUCCGUUCUGGAUCAAUCAUCACUGAUAUGAAUGUAACAUUUAGAACCGUACCCAGUGAAACAAAUAUAUCCGAUGCCAUUUUAAAUGGCAACAACACUCUUAACAUCACCAGUGUUAAAGUAAAUCCACUCAACACGACUACCAAUGGCACUACAACCAGUCCUACUACAACUACAACCAUAACCAGUCCCACUACAACUACAACUACAACCCCUCCUGCAACAAAUACAACCACAACCAGUCCUACUACAACUACAACUACAACCAGUCCUACUACAAAUACAACUACAACCAGUCCUACUACAACUACAACUACAACCAGUCCUACUACAAAUACAACUACAACCAGUCCUACUACAACUACAACUACAACCAGUCCUACUACAAAUACAACUACAACCAGUCCUACUACAACUACAACUACAACCAGUCCUACUACAACUACAACUACAACCAGUCCUACUACAACUACAACUACAACCCCUCCUACAACAAAUACAACCACAACCAGUCCUACUACAAAUACAACUACAACCAGUCCUACUACAACUAAAACCUCUCCUACAACAAAUACAACUACAACCAGUCCAACUACAACUACAACCAGUCCAACUACAACUACAACCACAACCCCUCCUACUACAAAUACAACUAAACCAACCACCACACAAACAACAACAACAACAACGCCCACCACCACCACCACCACCACCACCACACUACCACUACGUCCUCUGCCAUCAGUAGCCAUACAGAUUGUCAUUAUUGAGAUAUAUGUUCCACAACUUGAAAACCCACAAAGUUUAGAAUUUAAGACCCUAGCCACAAAGAUAGUGAGUGUGUUUGAUGAUGUCUACAAAAAAAAGUAUGGGGAACGUUUCAUCAGGACCAUCUUGAUUCGUUUCAUAGCUGUUACCAAAACCCGAGCAGAGCUAAAUGUCCGAGCAGAGCAAAAUGUCCGAGCAGAGCAAAAUGUCCAGGCGGAGGUUGAGUUAGUGUUUAGUGAAAAGUCAACAGAACCCGUUCCCAGCCCCACUUCCAUUGUGGAGACUCUGAAAGAAGCAGCUAUAACUCCAGGCUUCAACCUCACCGUUGAUCCCACCACUGUUAGUGUCAUCAAAUCACUGCAGAUAAUUCCAGUGACAAUCGUGACUAAUGGGACCUUUGUGGCUGCUCUGUCAAGUACAAGUUCAACUGAAUUUAAGAACAGGGCAGCAAUGUUAAAAACAGGGCUUGAACCUUUUUUCAUUGCCGAUUACCUUACAUCAUUCAGCGUCUUAAGCGUAACAGACUUCAGUGAUGGCAGUGUAAAAACAAGGAGUGUACCCACGAUCCGAAACUCCAUGGAUCUUGCAUUUGCAGCGAACAGCGCUGUACCCAGUAGCACCCAGAUAGUGAACACUAUAGUUAAAGCCGCCAAAAGCAACUCGUUACCCUUCCAGAUCUUCACAUAUGAAAUUGUAGUAAAUGGCAUAGCAUAUUCAUCAGCUGAAGCCCGCAGCAGGAUCAGUGUGUUGACCGCCUUGCUCCUGGUGGCGGCGGCGCUUCUGCUUUCGUGGUGUGAUUGACCAUAACUACACAUCCACUAGAAGACGGGUCUGAAGGAAGCCUUCAACAU